Molecule: messenger RNA, 859 nt
Organism: Prorocentrum cordatum
Lineage: Eukaryota; Dinophyceae; Prorocentrales; Prorocentraceae
Source: the annotation of a GenBank genome assembly
AUGCUCGUGGAGCUGCUCUCGGUCGUGCUGCUCCCCGACGCGAUGAGCGUAGUGGUGUCGCUGGCACCGGUCAUAAUUCUCAUGCUCGUGGUGCUGCUUUCGGUCGUGCUCUCCGACGUGCUGGUGGCGUUGUCGGCACCGGUCGCGCUCGCCCCGCCCGCGGCGCUGCUCCCGGUCGCGCUGCUCGCCGACCUGCUGGGCGCAGCGGUGCUGCUAGCAUCGGUCGCGCUCGUCAUUUCCGCGGUGCCGCUCUCGGUCGUCUUGCUCGCCGACGCGCUGUGCUUGGUGGUGCUGCUGGUAGCGGUCGCGCUCGUCACAUUGCUGGCGCUGCUCUUGGUCGCACUGCGCGCCGACGUGCUGGGCGUAGUGGUGCUGCUGGUGCCGGUCGUGCUCAUCGUACUUGUGGUGCUUCUCUCGGUCGCUCUGUUCGCCGGCGUGCUGGGCGUGGUGGUUGUGAUGGCACCGGCCGCGCUCGCCACCCUCGUGGUGGUGUUUUCAGUCGAACCGCUCGCCGAUGUGCUGGGCGUCGUGGUGCUGCCGGUACCAGUCGCGCUCGUCACGUCUGUGGCAAUGCUCUCGGUUGUGCUGCUCGCCGACAUGCUAGGCGUAGUAGUGCCGCUGGUAUCGGUCGCGCUCGUCACAUCCGUUGUGCUGCUCUUGGUCGUACUACCCGCUGACAUGCUGGGCGCAGUGGUGCUGGUGGUAGAAGCCGCGCUCGCCACACUGGCGGUGCUGCUCUUGGUCGUCUUGCUCGCCGACGUGCCGGGCGUAGCGCCGCUGGUGCCGGUCGUGCUCGUCAUUCACGUGGUGCUGAUCUCAGGGCCCUCCGAUGUGCUGGGCGUAAUGGUGAUGCUGGCUG